Patiria miniata (bat star) is the source of this 694-nucleotide messenger RNA. RefSeq lists its product as uncharacterized. The coding region runs from base 69 to 569 and encodes 166 amino acids. The transcript has 5 exons. The record is from RefSeq and is a predicted model, not a curated record. Lineage: Eukaryota; Metazoa; Echinodermata; Asteroidea; Valvatida; Asterinidae.
CACGAGAGAGCAAAACUUGUGUUUUCAUUUGACGGUUUGCAGUACAUCCGGAAAAAAACUCUCCUAAAAUGGACAAAAGCGUUGGGAUUUUGGUGAUCAUGUUCAUCGUGGCGGUUAGCGGGCAAGAAUAUGUUCUAACGAUGAAACAAGAGGUGCAGUAUGCAGAAGAGCAUGACACGUCCGCCAGUGAUAAAGUGGCUAGGAUGAUCCACCAACUUGCCAGCGGUAUCCAAGAGAUCCAAAAGUUGUCGACCGUAGAUCAAGCUCCCAACUUCCCCUGUAUGUGGUGUGAGCAGCUGAUGACCAUGGCGCAUGGCAUGGCCGUCGACAAGGGAUUGUUGGACCUAGUGCAGACGUUCAUGAGGCAGUACGCCUGCACCUACUUGGUCCCUGCGGGUUACAAGGCUGAAUGCAACGCCUACGUGGACGCAAUCCCAGACCUCAUCAUAGCAUUCGCCAACACCUAUUUGAAUCCCAACAACUGCGUACUUCUCUGCCAGUCCUCGGAAGUGAACCAGCAGCUGAACGUCUUGGGCAACAUUGUCAACAAGAUGGGCGGAGCUUCUUAGGAAGGCCUCCAAGAAACCCGUCCCUCCUUGUAGGAGAAUCUGGAUGCAUUCCUUGCACUAGCUUGCUUUUUGUUUGUUCAAAUAUUCCAGUUUAAAUAACAAUGUAAUGGCGAAUUACCUUAGUC